AUGCUUUUUGAUUUUGGCAAGUCUAGAAAUUUUAAAAUUUCAGUUUUGUGUUUCAAAAAAAAUCGAAGUUUUAUCUGUUCCCAAUUAGUUUUCACGUUCAUAUUGGGGGUAAUAUGGUGGUUAAAAUAAAAAUAUUUUGACACCAAGACAUAUGCGUUGAGCGCAUUCCCUAUAUUUGGCCACUGUUGGUAACAUCAUUUUCUGACAGUCAAUUGACAUUUGUUCAAAAUACUUUGAGUUUGGCGGCUUUCCUAUUUUCCAAAAACAAAUUGGUCAUAUUCAUUAUGGUAUCGAUAUUUGAAAAAUUUCAAGAAUAUAUUCAAAAGCGUGAUCAAAAUGGAUUGGAGUCACUCAUGACUACAUUGAAUGAAGAAGAACUGCAAAGUUUGAUCAAACAAAGAAUUAACACAGCAAAUUUUAUUGAAAUUUGGGAUUAUAUCCUCAAAUCAUUCAAAGACACGUCAAGAUGCCAUGAAAAAAGAUUAUGCUUGGUUCUAUACGUUUUGAAGGAAAUAGAAGAUAAAGACCUGCCACCAUCCCGAAUUAACACAGUGGUUAAUCGACUAAAUCUUGAAUUAACUAAGUUCAAGUCAGAACACUUAGCGAAAUUAUGUAGUUUUUGUUUAGAAUGCAUACAAUCAAAAAAGUCUACAAAAAUGGGGUGGAAAGAAAUGCUACCGGAGUUAUUAAACGUUUUAGUUGACAGAGAAGAUUUUACAUAUGAAGAAUUGGAUUAUACUGGUCAGGAAUACAAAACUGAUUUUAUUAACACACUGUGCAUGUCUUCGUGGUCCCCGAAUGUAGUAACAACUCUUGCAGCUGCCUUUAUUGAUAUGCCUCUCAAUAAAGAAGAACAUCUGAAAGUUGUCAAUAAGUUGGGAACUUAUAUAGAAAAGCUAACGGCGCAAGAAAUACCAGCUUUCAUUUACCAGUUGUUGAGACUAUGUAAACAGCAAAAUGGCAGAUCAAUGUUUUUGAGACUCCAAAAUUACUUCGGAGUACGGAUUUAUUCAACUUCCAAGGUGGAUGAAGACAGUUCUGAAUCUACAAUGGAUUUUAAUGCAAUUGAGAGUACAAGUAAUCAAGAUACAAUAGAUGCAGAAAGUACCGUUUUGUUUCACAUCCACAGCGCAGCAGCACUUGGUUAUGAAUGUAUUAAAGAUUAUCUCAAUUCUCUGAGAAAUAUGCUAAGGAGUCCAGAAUUUGUAUUACACCCAUUUCAGUUGAUGACACUCUUUACUAUUUCUAGUAUUCCUCAUUAUGAAGAGACGGUUUUCGAAAUUGUUAGGCCUUGUAUUGUAAGAUCAUACAAUGAGGAACAAAAAAGGGUGCAUUCUUGUUGGUUUCGAGAAAUGGUACCGUUUGGUCCGAAACCCGAAGAUGUACUGUCCAAAGUCAUUCAUUUUAGGAAGGAAUCAAAUGGUCUAUAUGAUGCAGUUUGUAUGAAUCCAGAACUAGGUAUUCCCGUUCUAGAUGUUAUUUGGUUUCAUUUUAGCGAAUAUUAUGUUAUGGAUGAAGAACAACUACCACCACUAAUUUUUGACAAAAUUGUUAGUGUCAGAGAAGUUCAGGCAAUGUUACAGGAACCACUGGGAAAACUAGUGUAUGCCAUUGGAUUGAUAGUAACAAAAGUAUUAGAAUCGGAGGAAGAUAGAGAAAAUAAUACAGUGGUGAAAUUCGUGAAUAUUCUUGAAUCUCUUUGCCGCAGAUUACCAAAUUGUGAACUAGUUCAUAUUGAGCUGGAUGAUGGAACGGAUUUAUUAGAUAUAAUGCCUGAAUCUCAAAAAAAAAUGUUAAUAUUAAAAGAAGCCAUGUCGGUAUAUGAGGCCCUAAUUGGUUAUAAGUUGUUUUCGUGGACAGAAAAUUCAGAAAAUCACGGCAAACAAAUUCAGAAUCUAUAUCAGGGAUACUCGAGGUUGUUUAAUUUCUCAAAGGCACUUUCAAAACCCAAAAAAGGAGGUGGAAAGAAAAGAAAAACUGAUAACAAAUCACAGCCAACACAAGCUGAUACUACAAUGAAAAAGGAUUCACAAAAACCCAAAGUUUUUAAAGUUCCUGAUUCAAUUUUGGGUUUUCAAACGUUAGUGAAGGGUUUGAGCCUCUUACAUGAAUCCAAUGUCACCUGGGCAUCUUCUUCAGAGGCAAACUUGUUAAAACCUAAGAAAGAACUUCACCAGCAUUUAAUGCAAGCAACACUCCAUUUGGUACAAAAUGCAAAACGUCGUAAAGAUAUUGAAACUAAAGUUAAAAAAUUUUACUUCGAUCAUAUUUCUGCUAUUGCCGCAAUUUUGUUCAAUAGGAUAAUUAAACGAAUGAAUGAAUUCAUUGAUUUUGACUCCAUCAGUGCUGUGUUAGCCAUGGAAUGUUUCAAUAUGAUUUUGAUUUUGGUCAACACACAAUAUAGAAGCAAUAUGAAACAGUUUUUAAGCAAAAUUGUACCACAAGAAAAUGACGAUGGAACGAUUAUUUCUCAAUUACUGGAAUUGGUCAGAGUUUAUCAAAAAUUGUUUGAAAUGGAUGAAGACGAAUCUGGUGAUGACCCGGAAAGUAAAAAGAUGUCACUUAUUGUCAUUAAUACAUUAACAACACUUUCUGGCUUCUUUCCUGGCAUGGUGAACUCUUCAACCAUUCAGAUGGCUGAGUGGUUGAAGAACUUCGCUUACAAUAAUAAUGUUACAUCUAAAGUUUCGAGUGCAUUUUCGAAUUUAUUUUUUGAGACUCACGUUAAAUGUAGAGUUAGUCUCAAUUUGUUGGAGGUUAUUUCAGUAAGCAUUGGAGAAACUAUGGGUGUCUUGACAGAGGAGGACCUCACCCCAGAAACAUUCAAGAUAAUUAAUGAAGCCACAGUUCACAGCAUGCUCUUAUCUUUGUGUAGUACUGUGAAAUCUGUUCUUGAAGAUAUUGAAGCCCUCAUAGCCCGACUGAAAUCUGAAUAUCACCUGUUGAUGUAUCCCGGUGUGGAAAACUUGGAGAGAAAGAAGGAAAAUUUAAAAGCCAAGGAACGAGGAAUAUGCUGCCAAUUGUGCUUCAUUAUAAAUAUAAUGACUAAUAUUGUUAAUCUCUUAGUGCCAGCAGGAAAUAUGACAGAAGCAAUUUUCAAAAAUAUAAUGCUUCUUUACAGUACCUUAAGUGCACUAACGAAACAUUUUAUUAUGAGAAGUUCCAAGAUAAAUUUGGCAUUUCAAGGAGCUAGAUUUGAACGUGUGGUCAAACUAACGGGUAAACAACUAGCCCCUGCAAUUUAUAAAUUCAUUAUCCAUAUGGAAGAAAGUGAAAAGGAUGCAACGCAAGCCAGUCCUCAGAAGAAGAAAUCAGUAGAUGCAAAUACUCUGAAAAGCAAAGUUCUCAGAGAGACUAGAUUGAUACCGAAGGUGAUAUACGAAAUUGAACAGUUCAGUAAAUGUGUUAUUCAGUUGUCUAAUAAGACAAAAGUAGAUUUGAAUAAAUAUGUGGGACAGGGUACGGUUCGGGAUUUCCGAAUUAUGGAACUCGAUAAAGUAUUGGAAAAAGCAGGCGGAGAUGUAGAUACUGCCACUCAGUCCACACAGGCAAAUAGAUCUACGGCAAGUGAAGAAGGAUCGAAUGAAGAAGUUGAAGAAGAGGAGGAUGAAGAUAGGCCACCUCCCACAAAAAGAUCUAGGAUUUGAGACAUAUGGUGUCAUAUGUUACUUUAAAAGUCAGUUACACUUUCUUCUUAUUAAUUAACGUUUAAAUUUGAAUAUCUUGUGACUUGUUUGUGUUUGAAAGAUUUAUUUUAUAAUAAUAAAUGA
Messenger RNA from Leptinotarsa decemlineata (Colorado potato beetle), 3770 nucleotides. It is a transcript of the gene FANCI, whose product is annotated as Fanconi anemia complementation group I. Gene Ontology annotation, molecular function: DNA polymerase binding. The record is from RefSeq and is a predicted model, not a curated record. NCBI's taxonomy places the organism in Eukaryota, Metazoa, Arthropoda, Insecta, Coleoptera, Chrysomelidae. Gene Ontology annotation, biological process: DNA repair.